Messenger RNA from Clonostachys rhizophaga, 678 nucleotides. The record is from the annotation of a GenBank genome assembly. NCBI's taxonomy places the organism in Eukaryota, Fungi, Ascomycota, Sordariomycetes, Hypocreales, Bionectriaceae.
AUGGCAGAGCGCACCGACUACUGGCAUUUCAUGCUGUGUCUCGGCGUGCUCGGCGGUGUUGGCGGAGCCGUAGCCAGCACUCUGGCAAUUUCAGCCGCGGGCAAACUCUUUGUAGAACGGCGAGGAACAGCUAUUGGGUUCGCUUUGGCUGGAGCAUCAGUGGGAGGGGUUGCUAUACCACUUUUACUCAACGCCACGUUUCCUCGCUUCGGUUGGGCUUGGUCGAUGCACUUGGGAAUCCGCUCAGCGGCGCCGAGCCUGGAAGCCUUUGGUUCUGGAACAUUUUGCUUUACCACUGUGGGUUUUGCAUUGAUUGAGCUUGCCAUGUUCGGUAUCAAUGGCCUGCUCCCUACAUUUGCGGUGUCUGUCGGCUUUUCAUUGCAGACCGCGUAUGUCUUGCUUUCCGUGCUGGCAGGAAGUUCCUUCUUCGGUCGCAUAGUUGCUGGCGUAGCAGCAGACUACAUUGGAAGUUUCAAUGCCUUGGUUAUCAUGAGCACGUUCUCGGCUGUUGUGACCGCUGCUCUGUAUGUUCCCUUUGGAGAUACCUCCCCCAAGGCCCUAUUUGCCUUUGCAAGUCUCUGGGGAUUCGGGUCCGGGUCGUGUCUCUCCCUUCGUGCGUUGGAAAGACCUGUGGGGGGAAAGAUUAUGGAAGAUAUCAUGGUACAAUGCUAUCAGUAA